Fusarium odoratissimum NRRL 54006 is the source of this 2897-nucleotide messenger RNA. RefSeq lists its product as uncharacterized. The coding region runs from base 1705 to 2175 and encodes 156 amino acids. Lineage: Eukaryota; Fungi; Ascomycota; Sordariomycetes; Hypocreales; Nectriaceae. Gene Ontology annotation, cellular component: trans-Golgi network. The transcript is spliced from 2 exons. The record is from RefSeq and is a predicted model, not a curated record.
CACUUUCCCCAUUCGGGCCCCCCAAGCCCAUUGUAUCUUUCCAAGGGUCUCCUCCCAUCCUCAUCCUUGGGAGACACGAUGAUACUGUAGCUGCCAGCUGCUGUGUCUUUUUUCCUUCUUCUAGAGCCCAUUAUUAUUCGACUGCCGGUUUUCCUGGCCCUACGGAGCAUUAAGUGGUACCUGCUCCUCGUGUCUGUACAGGCCCUGCUGCGAACCCCCCAGUGGCACACUGUAGGUACUGUCGCCGUACAUACAGUAGAGAGAGAACUAGAAAAAUAUCCCGACGCCUACCUUACCUUAGUGAAGUAGUGAUGACCCUCAGCUUGAGGUCCAGCGAAAUUAUCAAAUUGACGAGAAAUCCACUUUAACAUUCCCAUCCCCAUUUCGUCCAUCCCCUUCCCCUCUUUUGUCUCUUCCUUUUCUGUUCUGGGUUCGCUCCUUCUUUUUCUGCUGGCCGGGUUCUUCCUUCCUGCCACCUAGCACCUGCCACCUGCCGCUCCCACUCCGAACCCGACCUUAACCUGCCCUGUCUCGCCAUUGCCAUCGCUCGCCCGUUACCAUUUCAAAAGAAGGGUCCUUCCUGCCUUGCCCUGUCCGCAACCGUUGGCCGAACUAUUGCCUCCUGGACUUUCAUGAUUGUUUGCGCCUUGGAAUAUAUUGCCACUGCCGGGAUUGGUCAUUCUGACUUAUUCGUCAUAUUCUUUCAAUUUAACUUUUAACGUUUAACUUUUUUGGUUGGUCUUCUUUUAUUCUUCUUUCUAUCAGUUAUCAUUAUUCUCUCUUGACUUGAUUAUUAUUCAUUUUCCAAUCUGUUGCUGUUAGUUAUCCCCUCUUGUUCACUCCCACGCACCUGCAUUUAUCCUUGAAUGUGACGUUGCUGCUCUCUAUUACAUUGCAUUUGCUUUUUAUUUUCGCAUGCUGCCCCUGCCAUCAAACAAUUCCAAUUCUCAUUCUUCGUUCCUUUCAUCUGCUGACAUUCGCGCUCGCUUUUGCAGGGUCUUCCCCUCCGCAAUUCAACAAAACCUUCCACCACCUGCUUCGAUUCUUUAGCAAAAGCAGGCUAGUAUUCUCUGACCGCUACCUGCCGCCAGCAUCUUCAGCUCCGACGACUAAACUCUAACACCCGCACUCAACCACACCCAUUCCUCCCGUUUCGAGAACACAAUCCACGACUGAAGCCACCAAACCCACGAUAUCUUCAAAACACAAGCCUUUGCAAAUCUUAUCUACCGCUACCAAAGCCACGAUUUCAAUUGCGAUCAAGUUUCGAAUUCAUUUGCAGCUAGUCUGAUCGGCCUCUCCGCGUGUCGAGUCCGCCUUCGUAACGCCCUCUAGAACACAAUCCAGCCUCAUCACACCCUUAGUGGAUCCGAAAUCGUUGCCUCCCUCGCAAGCGUGCAUGCUCCGACUUCGAGACCUUUAAACCACGUGGAACUAUUUGGUCUCGACUUGCCCCUCUCCACAACACCCCUCGACGACGAGUUCACGCGACUCUUGGGACACCUACACCGACAUACCAUCAAUCCAUUGAGUCGGCUAUUCAGGUUGACUUUUGGUGCCCCCUAAUUACUGUUAUCUGUGUCGUCACACGAUUGUGGAUGUCGCAGUAACUUCGUAUAUUCUGUGCGACAAGUUACGACUUAUUACGAGUUAUUUGAAUCGAGCGACAACCACCACUUCACCCACAUACCAUACUAUACUAUAAUGGCAGUCAACGAACUCCCAAAUGCUCCUGCAGAGCACCCCCAUGCAAUCGCACGAUCAGAUUCCUCCACCUCAUCGAGCCCUGAAGAUAACAACGAGCCCAUUAUUCACCAGCCCGUCCCUGUCCGACCUGGCCUACCUCAACGGAAAAGCAGCGGCCCUCUAGUUGUCCCUCGCGACAGCUCAGCAGUUGGUCCUCUCGAGCCUGACUUUGGCCCAGAUGACGUCAGGGCGAUGAGCCCCAGGAGAACGAGUGAGGAUCUUGAUAGGAUUGGAAAGGCUGCGCGCGAAGAAAUGCGAAGACACGCCAAGGCAUUACAGGACUCUCUCCUCACAAUCUUCAACCGCAUCGAAGCCGUUCGCGAAGAACAUGACAAGCUCGAUAACAACAACAAGUUCUUGCAAAAGUACAUUGGCGACUUGAUGAGCACUAGCAAGAUCACAGCGACGAGCAGCCAACGCAAGAAAUAAGUCUACCUCAGGACAUCAGACACAAUGUCUUGACUUUCCAUUCACAACCAUCAUACAUCGAUUCGACGGGCUAGGUGUGACUACAUCUAACAUCUACGCCAACACUUUAGAAGCAUUCGACAUUAUACUUGGGAUUCGUGACUUUUUAGGGCCCAGAGUGGGCAUGAUACCCGCGCCUUGACAGCGCAGUUUCUUGAACUCUACCUCUUAGGUCAGAGGAAAAAACAUUACAUUUGCAUUUCACUGUACAUUAACGCAUUAUGAAACCGGGAGCAGUUGGGAUCGAUCCCUCAUGAUGGAUGGAUCAUCGCACGGUGGGAGCACACUGGAGCUUUGGAUUUCUCGGUUUUGCAUGAUAUUGCAUCACCUGCAUUGCGCUACGUCUUGUCGGGGUCGCUGUACCCUUUUGUUCGCGCAUUGGUUUGGCGUUUUGAGCUUGCAGCAUACAAGGACUGGGAUGAAUGUCUGGUGUUUUUGUAUUGUACCAUGGUAUUAUUAUACGGCUUGAUUACUGUAGCUUCUAUAGAGAGAAGCUCAGAGUGGAGUGACGGGUAUGGGUUACUGGCAUCUAUCUGCCAGGGGGCACGGAGUGAGGUUCGUAAAAAGAGUAUCAUCAUUGUUUUGAGUGAAGUGUCUUGGUCUUUGCCUUUGCCUUUGCAGAAUGAUACCAAUGCAAUACCGUGAGUUGAGAGUAGUCAAUAAAAUCGAGAUUUCAACAAAUA